CCAGCACCAUUGCUCUCUUCCUGAACUUCCUGUCCUCGCUGGCCUGGUUCUGCGUGGAGCCCUCAUCCGGUUCUGGGUUCGGCCUCUCCAUUCUCUGGGCUCUCCUCUACACGCCCUGCUCCUUUGUCUGCUGGUACAGGCCGAUGUACAAAGCUUUCAGGAGCGAUAGUUCAUUCAACUUCUUUGUCUUCUUCUUCGUCUUCUUUGCCCAGAACGUGAUGUACGUGCUGCAGGCGAUCGGCAUCCCCAACUGGGGGUUCAGCGGCUGGAUAUUGAGCCUGAUAGCGCUACGGAAGAACACGGCCGUGGCCGUGAUGAUGAUCCUGGUGUCCUCGUUCUUCACAGCAGUCGCUGUGUUGGGCAUCAUCAUGCUGAAAAAGAUCCACUCUCUGUACCGCCGGACGGGCGCCAGCUUCCAGAAAGCGCAGGAGGAGUUCGCUGCAGGGGUCUUCUCCAACCAGGCGGUGCGCACUGCGGCGGCCAACGCU
Apaloderma vittatum (bar-tailed trogon) is the source of this 488-nucleotide messenger RNA. RefSeq names its product secretory carrier membrane protein 3 (gene SCAMP3). The record is from RefSeq and is a predicted model, not a curated record. The transcript has 4 exons. NCBI's taxonomy places the organism in Eukaryota, Metazoa, Chordata, Aves, Trogoniformes, Trogonidae. Gene Ontology annotation, cellular component: trans-Golgi network membrane; recycling endosome membrane. Gene Ontology annotation, biological process: protein transport. The annotation marks the transcript as partial.